Jaculus jaculus (lesser Egyptian jerboa) is the source of this 6699-nucleotide messenger RNA. RefSeq names its product nascent polypeptide-associated complex subunit alpha, muscle-specific form-like. Bases 1 to 6564 code for a protein of 2187 amino acids. Lineage: Eukaryota; Metazoa; Chordata; Mammalia; Rodentia; Dipodidae. The record is from RefSeq and is a predicted model, not a curated record. The transcript is spliced from 28 exons. Gene Ontology annotation, molecular function: protein binding.
AUGCCCUCUCAUUUGCAUAGAACUGCUCUGCAUUACGCGUGUGCCUAUGGCCACAGGGAAGUGGUCCAUCUGUUACUCGACUACGAAUGCACCAUCAGUGUCUUCGAUAACGAGCAGUGCACUCCACUUAUUAAGGCCAGCCAGCGGGAGUUUCAUUUGUGUGUCGAUACCCUGCUUACACAUGGAGCUGAUCCGAACGACGCAGACAUGUACGGGAACACCGCGCUGCAUUACGCAGCUCUGAAUGAUGACUUAGAACUGGCAGAUCUACUGCUUGCCUACGAUGCAAAUAUCGAGGCAAAAACAAAGGAAGGCUUCACGCCAUACCUCCUUGCUCUACAGGAAAACAAAGAUUUUAUAGCAGAAUUUUUGGAACACAUGGGCGCAGAUAUACAUGCGGAGGAGCUGCUGGAUAGGAAACACCGUAAAAUGCACCGCAGGAGGAUGUGUAAGCAUACAGUGCGACAUCGAGAAGCAGCUCGCAGUACUUCUCCGAGCUUCUAUCGCAGGGCGACCAACAGAGGUGCUCGUGAUUCUGAAACUGAAAGAGACGAGCAAGACAAUGACUUCAAUGCCCAGGUUGAACGAGUGAGGAAGAAAUGCUUACUUAAGGAACUGACAGGCUCAGAGAAGUUACAUCGUAGAGCCGCAGCUACUGUUUCUGCUGCUGCCGACCCUGCUGCCCCUGGUUCUGGUAGCGCAGCUCCUGCCUCCUCUGCCGCUGCUGCUGAUGGCACUGAUCCUCCUGUUCCUGCUACUCCUGCCCCUCCUGCUUCUCCUGCCCCAACUUCUACUCCUGCCACUACUAUCCCUGAUGUUGACCCAUUCGAUUCUCCUGCUCCUUCUGCUUGUGAUACUCUGGAUGGUUCUGAUGCUCCGGAUGCACCUCAUAUUCCUGAUGGUACCGAUACUCUGCAUGGUCCUGAUUCUCCAGAUGGUCCUGAUUCUCUGGAUGUUCCCAAUCCUCUGCAUGAUCCUGAUACUCCCACUGACCUUUCUGCUCCUGCUGAUCAUGCUCCCCUUUCUUCUCCUAUAUAUCUGCACCUGCUCUUCCUCCUCGUCUUGCUUGUCUUCUUCCACCUGCCCCUGCCAUUCCUCAUGCCCCUGUUGUUCCUGCUGCUCCUAGUGAUGCUUUGUCCUUACCGUCCUCAUGCUCCCCUUGCCUCAUCUGCACCGGACACUGCUGAUGGUCCGGACACUUAUGAUGGUCCAGAUACUCCUGAUGGUGCAGACACUCCUGAUGAUCCAAACACUACUGAUGGUCCGAAUAUCACUGAUGGUAAUGAUAGUCCCAAUGGUCCAGACAAUUCUGAUCGUCCAGCUAAUGCUGACGGUCCAGACACUCCAGAUGGUCCGUACAUUCCUGAUGGCUUGGACACUUCUGAUGGCCCAGUAUUUCCCGAUGGUUCAAAAUAUCCUGAUGUUCCAGACACAGCUAAUGGUCCAUAUACUUCUGAUGCUCCAGAUAGUACCAAUGUUUCAGAAUAUCCUGAUGGUCUGGUCACUCAUCAUGGUCCAGUAACUUCCAAUGCUUCAGAUAACCCUGACCUUCCGGUCACUCCUGAUGGUCUGGACGCUUGUGAUUGUCCAGAUACUAUUAAUGAUUCAGACAAUACUCAUGGUCUGGUCACUCCUGCUGGUCCAGACACUCCUGAUGAUCUACACACUCCUGGUGGACAGGAUAGUCCUGAUAGUUCAGAUGAUCCCGAUGGUCCUAACACCUGUGAUGUUCCAGUUACUCAUGAUGGUCCGGAUAACCAUGAUGAUCCGGACACUUUGGAUGGUCCAGAUAAUACCGUUGUAUUAGAUAAUCCUGUUGGUCCAGACACUCCUGAUGUUUCGGACACUUCUGAUGGUCUGGAUAAGCCUGAUGGUCCAGAUAAUCCCGAUGGUCCAGACACUCGCGAUGGUCCAGACACUCCUCACAGUAUGGACACUUGUGAUGAUCCUGAUACUUCUGCUGUUCCCGAUACUUCUGAGACUUCCACUACUUCUGUUGGUUUUGAAAUUUCUAAUGGUUCCAGUACAUCUGAGAAUCCCCGUGUUUCUGAUGGUCCCGAUGCUCAGGAUGGUCCUGAUUCACCUGCACCUCCUGCUGCCCUUCUUGAUCCUGCUAUUACUGUGGAUGCUGAUGUUCCUGCCCCUCGUUCUGUUCCUGCCGAUGGUCCCGCAUCUCCUAAGGCUGCUGACUAUGAUGAUGAAGAACAUGCUCUAAAAGCUGUGAAAGACGUUCCAACUAAGGAGAAAAAUGAUAAAAAUGAAAGUGCUUGUCCUUUGGAGAAAGGAAACAAACAUGAAAUUACAAAAAGUCCAUUGAAAGAAUUGGUGAGAAUACCAACACCUAAGACAUCUAGUGCAGAAAUGGACACACCGAAGGGAGUGAGCGGUCAUCUCGUGUCAGAUUCCACCAUCAGAAUGGAACGUAAUAAUCAAGCAUUUUCAUACAAAUGCCUAAUGAAUGGAGCCCCCUGCCCUCUGGCAGAAGAAAAGAAAAGUGAAAAUAGCAAAUUCACUACAAGCGAAUCCGUGUCUGCAUCAACCAGCGCGGGGUCUCCUUUUGAAAUGGGGACUGUGCCCGAACCGCAAGUUGACGGUAGUCACGUGUCCGGUGAUCUACACCGAACUGGGAGAAGAAAUGAAAGAGCCUAUCCUUUGGAGAAAGGAAAUAAAAGUGCACUUACAAAAAGUCAAUGGAGAGAAUUGGUGAGAAUACCAACACGUGAGACAUCCGCUUCAGAAAUGGACUCUCCUUACGGUCCUGACACUUCUGGUGUCCCAGAUACUCUUGAUGGUCCGGACACCCACGAUGGUCUGGACACAUGUGAUGGUCCAGAAACUACCACUCCUUCAGAUCAUCCUGAUGGUCCUGACACCCCUGAUUGUACAGACAUUUCUGAUGGUCCACAUAAUCCUGAUGGUCCAGAUAUUCCUGAUGGUGCGGACACUCCUGAUGGUCUGGAUAUUCCUGUUGGUUCAGAUAAUCCACAUGAUCCGGACACUCCCGAUGGUCCAGACACUCCUUACAGUCUGGGCACUUCUGAUGAUCCAGAUCCCUCUGAUGUUCCUGAUGCUUCUGAGGGGCCCAGUACUCCUGUUGGUCCCAUAACUUCUGAUGGUUGCAGUACUUCUGAGAAUCCCCGAGUUUCUCAUGGUCCCAAUACUCAGGAUGGUCCUGAAUCUCCUGCUCCUCUUGCUGCCCUUCUGGAUCCUGCUAUUUCUGAGGAAGCUGAUGUUCCUGCCCCUCUUUCUGUUCCUGCCGAUGGUCCCGCAUCUCCUAAUGCUGCUGACUAUGAUGAUGAAGAACAUGCUCUACAAGUUGUUAAAGUCGUUCCCACUAAGGAGAAAAAUGAUAAAAAUGAAAGUGCCUGUCCUUUGGAGAAAGUAAACAAACGUGAAAUUACAAAACGUCCAUUUAACGAAUUGGUGAGAACAUCAACACCUAAGACAUCUACUGCAAAAAUGGACACAUUGGUGGAAGUGAAUGGUCGUCGCGUGUCAGGUGAAGUGCAGCACACAGGGAGCAGGCUUAAUGAUGGAGAGUCCACUGUCAGAUUGGAACGUAAUGAUCAAGCAUUUUCAUAUAAAUGCCUAAGAAAUGAAAGAGCCUAUCCUUUGGAGAAAGAAAAUAAAAGUGCAAUUACAAAAAGUCAAUUGAGAGAAUUGGUGAGAAUACCAACACGUGAGACAUCCACUUCAGAAAUGGACUCUCCUUACGGUCCUGACUCUUCUGGUGGUCCAGAUCCUCUUGAGGGUCUGGACACCCAUGAUGGUCUGGACACUUGUGAUGGUCCAGAUACGACCACUGUUUCAGAUAAUGCUGAUAGUCCGGACAGCCCUGAUGGUACAGACACUUCUGAUGGUCCACAUAAUCCUGAUGGUCCAGACAUUCCUGAUGGUCCAGACACUCCUGAUGGUGCGGAUAUUCCUGUUGGUUCAGAUAAUCCUCAUGAUCCGGACACUCCCGAUGGUCCAGACACUCCUUACAGUCUGGGCACUUCUGAUGAUCCUGAUCCCUCUGAUGUUCCUGAUACUUCUGAGGGGCCCAGUACUCCUGUUGGUCCCAUAACUUCUGAUGGUUGCAGUACUUCUGAGAGUCCCCGUGUUUCUCAUGGUCCCAAUGCUCAGGAUGGUCCUGAAUCUCCUGCUCCUCUUGCUGCCCUUCUGGAUCGUGCUAUUUCUGAGGAAGCUGAGGUUCCUGCCCCUCUUUCUGUUCCUGCUGAUGGUCCCCCAUCUCCUAAUGCUGCUGACUAUGAUGAUGAAGAACAUGCUCUACAAGUUGCUAAAGUCGUUCCCGCUAAGGAGAAAAAUGAUAAAAAUGAAAGUGCCUGUCCUUUGGAGAAAGUAAACAAACGUGAAAUUACAAAAAGUCCAUUGAACGAAUUGGUGAGAACAUCAACACCUAAGACAUCUACUGCAGAAAUGGACACUUUGAUGGAAGUGAACGUUCAUCGCGUGUCAGAGUCAACUGUCAGAUUGGAACGUAAUGAUCAAGCAUUUUCAUACAAAUGCCUCAGAAAUGAAAGAGCCUAUCCUUUGGAGAAAGGAAAUAAAAGUGCAAUUACAAAACGUCAAUUGAGAGAAUUGGUGAGAAUACCAACACGUGAGACAUCCACUUCAGAAAUGGACUCUCCUUACACUCCUGACUCUUCUGGUGGUACAGAUCCUCUUGAUGGUCUGGACACGCAUGAUGGUCUGGACACUUGUGAUGGUCCAGAUACGACCACUGUUUCAGAUAAUCUUGAUGGUCCUGACAGCCCUGAUGGUACAGACACUUCUGAUGGUCCACAUAAUGCUGAUGGUCCAGACAUUCCUGAUGGACCAGACACUACUGAUGGUGCGGAUAUUCCUGUUGGUUCAGAUAAUCCUCAUGAUCCGGACACUCCAGAUGGUCCAGACACUCCUUACAGUCUGGGCACUUCUGAUGAUCCUGAUCCCUCUGAUGUUCCUGAUACUUCUGAGGGGCCCAGUACUCCUGUUGGUCCCAUAACUUCUGAUGGUUGCAGUACUUCUGAGAGUCCCCGAGUUUCUCAUGGUCCCAAUGCUCAGGAUGGUCCUGAAUCUCCUGCUCCUCUUGCUGCCCUUCUGGAUCCUGCUAUUUCUGCGGAAGCUGAUGUUCCUGCCCCUCUUUCUGUUCCUGCCGAUGGCCCCGCAUCUCCUAAUGCUGCUGACUAUGAUGAUGAAGAACAUGCUCUACAAGUUGCUAAAGUCGUUCACACUAAGGAGAAAAAUGAUAAAAAUGAAAGUGCCUGUCCUUUGGAGAAAGUAAACAAACGUGAAAUUACAAAAAGUCCAUUGAAAAAAUUGGUGAGGCCAUCAACACCUAAGACAUCUACUGCAGAAAUGGACAAAUUGAUGGAAGUGAACGGUCAUCCCUUGUCAGAGUCCACUAUCAGAUUGGAACGUAAUGAUCAUGCAUUUCCUUACAAAUAUCUAAGAAAGAAAAGAGCCUAUCCAUUGGGAAAAGGAAAUAAAAGUGCAAUUACAAAAAGUCAAUUGAGAGAAUUGGUGAGCAUACCAACACCUGAGACAUCCACUGCAGGAAUGGACUCAAUGAUGGAAAUCAACAGUCUUUCCGCAUCAGAUUCCACCGUCGGAAUGGAAAACAAGUAUAAAGUAGUUCCAUACAAAAGGCUAAAGGAAGUCAAUAAUAGUGAAAAUGAUAUAACUGUAAUAGGAAAUGAAGAAAUGGAAAAACAUAAAGGUUUCUUGCACUUAAAUUGGAAACUAGGAACAGCACAUAAGAAACACAUUAAAAGGAGUGAGCCCCCCUGCCCUCUGGCAGAAGAAAAGAAAAGUGAAAACAGUAAGUUCACUACAAGGGAAUCCGUGUCUGCAUCAACCAGUGAAAGGUCUCCUGUUGAAACGGACACUGCGCAGCAAGCGCAAGUUGACGGCAGUCACGUGCCUGGUGACCUACACCACACCGGGAGAAGAAAGGAAAGAGCCUAUCCAUUGGGAAAAGGAAAUAAAAGUGCAAUUACAAAAAGUCAAUUGAGAGAAUUGGUGAGCAUACCAACACCUGAGACAUCCACUGCAGGAAUGGACUCAAUGAUGGAAAUCAACAGUCUUUCCGCAUCAGAUUCCACCGUCGGAAUGGAAAACAAGUAUAAAGUAGUUCCAUACAAACGGCUAAAGGAAGUCAAUAAUAGUGAAAAUGAUAUAACUGUAAUAGGAAAUGAAGAAAUGGAAAAACAUAAAGGUUUCUUGCACUUAAAUUGGAAACUAGGAACAGCACAUAAGAAACACAUUAAAAGGAGUGAGCCCCCCUGCCCUCUGGCAGAAGAAAAGAAAAGUGAAAACAGUAAGUUCACUACAAGGGAAUCCGUGUCUGCAUCAACCAGUGAAAGGUCUCCUGUUGAAACGGACACUGCGCAGCAAGCGCAAGUUGACGGCAGUCACGUGCCUGGUGACCUACACCACACCGGGAGAAGGGCUGCCGAGAAUACAUCUACCGAACUCCACAAGGUGGGCGAGAGAGUUGAUAGAAGGAGCAGACGAUUUCACUCAUUCAGCAUAAACAACUUCAGACGCCUUAUCUUCUUCAGGUCCUACGAGGUCCUCUGAAGUCUUUGGUGUUCAAUUGAGAACUCAAGUCGUAAUCCUCCUCCACGUUUAAGAAGAACAAAAUACAUCUUUGCAUUUUGCAGAAACACUUACUAAGAUUAAACAUAGUGAUCUUUUAUGAUUACUUUAAUUACA